UGCCCCAUCAUUGGUGUCAGUGUGGGAGGAAUAGUGCCCCAUCAUUGGUGUCAGUGUGGGAGGAAUAGUGCCCCAUCGUUGGUGUUAGUGGGGGGGAGGAAUACUGCCCCAUCGUUGGUGUCAGUGGGGGGAGGAAUAGUGCCCCAUCGUUGGUGUCAGUGGAGGGAGGAAUAGUGCCCCAU
Molecule: messenger RNA, 182 nt
Organism: Staurois parvus
Lineage: Eukaryota; Metazoa; Chordata; Amphibia; Anura; Ranidae
Source: the annotation of a GenBank genome assembly